UUGAUUUCAGCCCACCGACCACUCGAUAAAGAAUACUUCCCCGAAGAGCUCCCUUGUUCCCCACCAGUACUUCUGAGUUAACUUUAUGCUCACCUCCCUUCUGCUCAGUCAUCACCAUACGACAUAAACGUAAAUUGCCCUUGAGAUCACCUCUCUGGCCAAAUUCAAUUUGGUGAAUCACUCGAUUCCGACCCCUGGUCAAGUCCAGAACAAUCUCCCAAGAUUGCUUCCCCAGAUCAUCCUUGCGAAUUCGUGGUGGUUGCCCCCAGGUGCUACACCCAGCCUUGAUCCCGAACUGAUUCUACUUCGAGAACAAGAGGUCCGAUAAGCGUGCAAACUGGCUAUACUCCACCAGUCGACAUUUGACCGGUUAAAGGCAUUAAAGCUGGAGAACAAGCGUAAAAGACAGCAUCUCAAAAACGAGGAGUUAAAGUAUUCCAGUAACAUCUGGGUAUUGAAAGAAUUUAGGUAGGUCGAGUGAUCAUGGCCAAAUCCCAAUCUGAUUCCGAAUACAAACCGUCAACUUCUGACUCGAACAACAUCAAGUCCAACAUCAAGAAGAACCUCUCCGCCAUGGAAUGGCUCUUAGAACCUGGGCAGUUUAAGAUGAAACCUGAAAUGCAGCAGGUCACCAUGUCCAAGAUCACGCAAUGGAUAUCCAAGAACCUCUUGCUCAUCAUCACCUUCUCAGGAGUGAGCAUGGGCGUUUUGGUGGGCGUCUUGCUGCGACCCUACGAACUGGAUGAUCUCUCGAUCUCUUACAUCGCUUACCCGGGAGAACUCUUCAUGAGACUCUUGAAACUCAUGAUCUUACCACUGAUCAUUGCUUCCCUUAUAACGGGGGCGGCAAGUCUGAACGCCAAAAUGAAUGGGAUGAUUGCUCUGAGAACGAUUGUGUACUUUCUGACUACAUCUUUGAUCAGUGCUCUCAUUGGCUUGAUCCUUGUGCUGGCGAUCCACCCUGGAAGCACAGAAACCAAGGAUGCAUUGGGAAGUGGAACAACGGAAGACCGGAAAGUCGACAUUGUGGAUAAUUUUUUGGACCUUGGGCGCAAUCUCUUUCCCGAUAACAUAUUUCAGGCUUCGUUUCAAACUGCUCACACGAAAUACAUUCCAACCAAAAUUGAAGUGAAUACUACCGCCGAUCUGGAUUACGUCCGAGAGUUGGGCUACCGCUCGGGAACCAACACCUUGGGCAUUAUCUUCUUUUGUUUGACCUUCGGCACUGUCCUUGGAUCACUUGGGAAAAAGGCUCAGAUGGUCAUUAACUUCUUUAGCGUUAUCGAUGAAGUCAUCAUGAAAAUGGUGUAUGGAAUCAUGUGGAUCUCGCCCAUUGGUAUUAGUAGCGUCAUCUGUGCCAAGAUCUUGAGUGUGGCCAACCUUUCUUCUGUCAUGUCUCAACUUGGUUUAUUCAUUGUGACCGUGGUGUCAGGCAUAUUCCUCUACCAAUUCACGAUUCUCCAGCUGAUCUACUUCAUUUUUGUUCGCAAGAACCCUUUUAAGUUUUGGUGGGGUCUUUUUCAAUCCUGGAUGACGGCAUUCGCCACCGCUUCAACAGCUGCUGCUCUCCCGGUCACGUUCCGAUGUAUGCAAGAAAACAACAAAGUGGAUUCUCGGAUUUCCAAAUUCGUCUUGCCCAUUGGGGCCACUGUCAAUAUGGAUGGAACAGCACUCUUCGUCACCGUGGCCUCCAUCUUUAUUGCUCAAAUGAACGAUAUCCAUUUGGAUGCUGGAUCACUUGCUACCGUUGUAUUGACCUCCACUGCUACAAGUAUUGCUGCGGCGAGCGUACCCAGCGCUGCGUUAGUAUUGAUGCUGAUUGUCCUGACUGCUAUUGAUGCUCCUUAUCAAGAUGUAUCACUUUUGUGGGCCAUCGAUUGGUUUGUGGAUCGUUGCCGAACUACCAACAACUUGUUAGGCGACUGCUACGGGGCAGCAGUUGUGGAGGCCCUCUCCAAAGAGGAGCUGAAAGCCAUGGACGCUCUCCGAGAUGAAAUGGAGCAGAAAGAACAUGAUCAAGGUCUGGAGAACGCCAAAGCCAUGCUGGCAGACAAGUGGGAAGAAGUGGUCAAGGUUGAUGUGUUGAAGAGAUCAUCAUUUCUCACCUUUUCAAAAAGCAAUUCACGGUCCACUGAAAUGACGGAGGAGGAACGAGAUGACGACGUGACAAACAUGUCUGGAAUGGAGUCACCCUCUGGAUCCAUCAAUGGCUCCUCCGUAGAAGUUCCCGAGGUCAUUGUUGUGGAUACCAACACUCUAAGUCAUAAUGGAGCAAAAAACUAGAUGGAAGAAGCCGUUCUCGUUGACGUCAAACAGUACAUAUGUGUAAUAAAACUCGUCGGCAUCGUUUGUUUCUAACACAAACGCGCACACCCACUUUUGAUUGGAUUGUUCAAACCAGUUGCCAUAGGAACGUGGUUUACCUUACUUUGGAGGCAUGCCUUUGGUCAAUCGCAUGUGUCUCAUUAUUGAAACAUAUUUCUGUCCAACUUUAUUUAUUCUGAUCAUGAUCUAUUAGAUAUUGCUAAUUAGACUAUCUAUCACUCUGAACCGUGAA
This is a messenger RNA of Tigriopus californicus, 2557 nucleotides long. It is a transcript of the gene Eaat2, whose product is annotated as excitatory amino acid transporter-like. Gene Ontology annotation, biological process: L-glutamate transmembrane transport. The record is from RefSeq and is a predicted model, not a curated record. The transcript is spliced from 11 exons. NCBI's taxonomy places the organism in Eukaryota, Metazoa, Arthropoda, Copepoda, Harpacticoida, Harpacticidae. Gene Ontology annotation, cellular component: plasma membrane. Gene Ontology annotation, molecular function: glutamate:sodium symporter activity; L-glutamate transmembrane transporter activity; neutral L-amino acid transmembrane transporter activity. The coding region runs from base 484 to 2283 and encodes 599 amino acids.